CCCAAGGCCUUCAUCUCUAACACACUCUCACUCUUUCUCUGUCUGCAAAAAAAAAAAAAGGAAAAUGGAUCGCAAAGGUGUUCUCUCCCUCGCAUUGAUCUGCAUUGUCGUCGCCGGCGUCGGAGGUCAAUCCCCGGCGGCAGCCCCGACUACAACCCCGGCAACUCCUGCUGCUACUACUCCAGCAGCAUCUCCAGCUCAAGCACAAGCUCCUUCUUCAAAGCCAAAAUCACCGGCGCCGGUUGCUUCUCCCAAGUCAUCUCCGCCAGCUUCGUCUCCGAAGGCCGCCGCAACACCGGUGUCAACUCCAGCUGCAACUCCGUCAAAGUCAGUUACUCCAGCUCCGGUGGCCAAGGCUCCAGCAUCGACACCACCUGCGGCUGCUCCAGUGAGCACUCCACCGGCACCAGUGAGUUCUCCACCAGCUCCGGUUCCUCCCGUUAGCUCGCCGCCGGCGAAGUCUCCACCUACACCCGCACCGACAAGCACUCCUCCUGCAAGUUCUCCACCAGCACCUGUGGUAGCACCAAGCGCUGAGGUCCCUUCUGUUGCUCCUGCUCCCACGAAGUCAAAGAAGAAGACUAAGAAGGGUAAGAAGCACGGUGCACCUGCACCCUCACCGGAUUUGCUUGGCCCUCCAGCACCGCCGAUGGGAGCUCCUGAUGCUUCGUCCCCUGGUCCUUCUACUUCUGCCAAUGACGAGAGUGGAGCUGAAUCCAUCAGAUGCUUGAAGAAGGUGUUGGGAUGCUUAGCUUUGGGCUGGGCUUCCCUUGUUUUGAUCUUCUAAAGAGAGAGUGUGCAUUAUAUUUGUUGUUACGACAUUCUUGUAUCAUUUAUUUUCUUUUUGAGGCCCUUUUAUGGGCGACAUUUAAUUUAUUUUACUACUAUUGUUUCCUUUAAACUCUGAUUAUUCUAUUAUUCACGAUGUUUAUUGGCAUUA
Messenger RNA from Arachis duranensis, 940 nucleotides. RefSeq names its product lysine-rich arabinogalactan protein 18. Lineage: Eukaryota; Viridiplantae; Streptophyta; Magnoliopsida; Fabales; Fabaceae. Bases 65 to 787 code for a protein of 240 amino acids. The transcript has 2 exons. The record is from RefSeq and is a predicted model, not a curated record. Gene Ontology annotation, cellular component: plasma membrane.